Messenger RNA from Rhizopus microsporus ATCC 52813, 1929 nucleotides. RefSeq lists its product as uncharacterized. The transcript has 3 exons. The record is from RefSeq and is a predicted model, not a curated record. Gene Ontology annotation, molecular function: DNA-binding transcription factor activity, RNA polymerase II-specific; zinc ion binding. Lineage: Eukaryota; Fungi; Mucoromycota; Mucoromycetes; Mucorales; Rhizopodaceae. Gene Ontology annotation, biological process: regulation of DNA-templated transcription. The coding region runs from base 1 to 1929 and encodes 642 amino acids.
AUGAGAGAUAAACAAACGCCCUGCUUUGGUAUGGAAUCACACAUCAUUCUUGCAUUUAUUAAUACAACAAUAGAAUGUAGAAGAAAGCGUCGUAAAUGCGUUCGAGUUGUUCCUGGCCAGUCUUGUUUACGCUGUCAAAAGAUGGAUAAAGUGUGUCCAUGCAAAGAGGAUAAUGUGAUAGAACCAGACAACGAGCUGAACUAUCUAAAACAACAAGUGAGCGAACUAAAUCAAGCAAUUCAGAAAAUGGAGCAUGAAUUAAAGACAUUGGGAACAAAAUCUCCAUUGUACAUCAAGAACAAUGCAAUGACCUUACCACGAUCUGCAAUCGACAACCUGCUCUAUAAUUGGAAAGUCAAAAUUAAUAAUGGUUGUUUUACUAUUGAGACAGGCAUUAAAAGCAUCGGCGACUUACUAUCGCAGCAGCCGUCUCUUAGGUAUCUGUCUCCCCUGGGGAACUACGCCACCAGGUUACCAGACGGCAGCAGCGCUUUGAUACAUUUUAAGUUACAAGACCACGGAGGUCUGUUUUCUCUAGCAGGGAAGAUUAUACCUAAACUGUCUACGAAAAAGAGAUCCGAUGAGCACAAGUUAUUACUAGGCCACGUCAUGUUCAGUUCGCGUAGAUUAAUCGAUAAGCUUGUUGACAUUUAUUUCAAUUGCCAUAACAUCUACUUUGGCUGGUUGUAUGAACCAUCAUUCAGGAAACGAUACAGUCAGUUGAAGGAGCCUCUAGAUGACUUGAUCUGUGCUUCUUUAUGCUGUUAUGUUUGCGCAACGCCCUGCGAUCAUCUCGACUUUAAUGCCUAUCAGCGAAGGGAUAUGUGCGACUACUUUUAUCUAAAGGCUAAAGAGAAGUUGCUCGAUCAGUUUGACGAUCCUGAUAAACGGUUAGAAAAUGUGAUUGCGAUCAAUAUGCUAUUUUCGUAUAUGCAUAUGACAUUGAAGUUAAUAGAAUAUGACGCUUAUAUGACUAUAGCUACUCAAAUAUGUUACGACCUUCAGUCCGAGUACGAAGCAGCCAAGGCUCAAACUGGUAUAGACUAUGCUCUCUUUGCUCGUCACUUUACACAGAUGUUUUGUGUUCGCUUGACGCUCGACUGCAUUGCAAAUAAACCACGUUCUCGUAUGCCCAGCCCUAUGCCAAAGAUGGAUACAUUUCCAUGUGAACCUAAAGAAACAGGAGAGUAUCUGCAAGUGCUUAAGUGGUUGAAUGAAGUGUACUCAAAUCCAGUUAUGGAUAAACUAGAAGAACAAGUUCACCUUGUAUUCCUUGGAAGCACUUGUACUCUAAGCUUUGAUACAAUAUUCAAACUGGAUCAGUUCUUGACCGAUUUUCGAAAAACGAUUCCCAAGGAGCUUCAAUUAUGUGAUGAUUUUUUCAAUGAAGCAAAGUGUAGACAGGCUUUAGAUCAGUCAAAAGACUCUGUUGCCAUUUUUGCCUUUUUACAUUUUAUAUUGCUUAUAGAUACAAUAUACGUAAUGAUAUUACAACCAGUCCCUACAAAUGACGAAAAUGAUAUACUACUACAGCAAAUUCAGCAGAUUGCCCUUGAAAGGUCAUCACAGAUGUCACGUCUGAUGCUUUAUGGGAUGAGAAGAUUAUGUCAACUCAAGAGCACAUCACGCUGUCAAGUGGUCAUGAUAUCUGCAAUGAUUAUACUCUAUUUAAUUGAUCUCUUAGUUCUACAGUGUUCCUCAACUGUUGAAGCCGUCGUUAUUGAAGGCCAGCAGAGGCUUCAAGAGUGUCUUGUCGUAAUCAACACUAUUCGUGGAGUUCGACGCGAAGAUACCCUUCCUCAGUUGUUGGAUGUGAAAAGGGAUAUUAGAGAUUUUAUUCAUAGUAGGAAGGUGGAUAUUGACUAUUAUGACCGCUUUCCAGAUCCUUGGUGUGCAUUAUUACACGAUAUAUCCCACUGUUUUUUGUAG